Molecule: messenger RNA, 10276 nt
Organism: Mercenaria mercenaria
Lineage: Eukaryota; Metazoa; Mollusca; Bivalvia; Venerida; Veneridae
Product: laminin subunit alpha-like
Exons: 64
Coding region: 5-10261 (3418 amino acids)
Biological process (GO): regulation of cell migration; regulation of cell adhesion; cell adhesion
Molecular function (GO): signaling receptor binding
Source: RefSeq, a predicted model, not a curated record
AAAGAUGGCGGAGGGUGUGCAUUUGUGUUUUAUUUUUACUUUACUGUGUUCAAAUGUGAUAUUAUUGUGUAAUUCCCAAGUUUUGACCCCUCCAACGUUCAAUUUAGCAAAAGGCCGGCACAUAUCAGCGUCUGCAACUUGUGGAUAUGGUGUUGCAACAAAGGAACUUUAUUGCCGACUGACCGGAUCAUCGGGAGAUGACGAUGCCGACACGGAAAUUAUGAUUCAGGGUCAGCUUUGUGAUUACUGCGACCCCACUGACCCAAGCAAGAAUCAUUCUGCCGAUAAUGCCAUUGAUGGAACGAACAAAUUCUGGCAGUCGCCGCCAUUGUCUCGUGGGGAGGAAUUCAAUGAAGUUGACCUUGAUAUAGAGCUGGAACAGGACUUCCACAUUGCUUAUAUAUUCAUAAAAAUGGCAAACUCACCACGUCCAGGUGUCUGGGCUCUAGAAAAAUCAACUGACUUUGGCGAGACCUGGGAACCAUGGCAGUACUUUGCAGACAAUGAAUACGAUUGUGAGAGGUUCUUCAACACGAAGGCUGGAAAUAUAGCUACACGAGACAACCAGGUGCUCUGUGUGACAGACUUCUCAAGAAUUGUGCCAUUAAACGAUGGUGAAAUUUUGGUGUCAUUGACCAAUAACAGACCGAACUUCCACAAUUUUUCUCAUGCUGAUGACCUUCAAGAGUUCAUGAGAGCAACCAAUGUUCGACUUCGUCUGAUACGUACAAACACGUUGAAGGGUCAGCUGAUGGCUAAAGUUAAUCAAGAUCAGACAGUAACAAGAAGAUACUUCUACAGCAUUAAGGAUAUUUCAAUUGGUGGCCGUUGUCUGUGUCAUGGUCAUGCUGAUACGUGCAACUACCUGGAUCUUAACCGACCCAACAGACUUGUGUGCGACUGUCAGCAUAACACUGUUGGUGAUCAGUGCGAGUUGUGUGAUGCUGCUAAUGGAUUUGUACAGAAAAAGUGGCAGCCAAGGAGAGUCAACAGUGCCUUCGAAUGUGAACCAUGCCAGUGUUACGGUAGGGCCACAGAAUGUGUGUAUGAUCCAGACAUUGAUGCACAGGGCCUCAGUAUUGACAUUCAUGGUUUCUACAAUGGAGGUGGCGUCUGCCAGAACUGCGGUUUCAACUCCACUGGCAUCAAUUGUGAAAAGUGUUUGCCAGGAUACUACAGGCCAUUUGGUAUGCCACCAACAGAGUUAUUCAUGUGUGAACGGUGUCAGUGUGACUUGCGUUACCAUCUUGAUGAGUGUGAAGAGGAAACAGGACGUUGCCUUUGUAGGGAAGAAUAUACUGGCUAUAAUUGUGAUGCAUGUGCUGUUGGUUACUAUGGUUACCCAGACUGUAUACCAUGUGACUGCGAUGUGAAUGGCACAGUUGGUGAUGUGUGUCAUGUUGGUGGUGGUCAGUGUCCUUGCAAGGAGAACUUUGUUGGCAAGAAAUGUGACAUGUGCCAGAUUGGCUUCUAUGACUUCCCAACAUGUGGACCAUGUGAAUGCGAUAUGAUUGGUUCCGUUGAUGACUUCUGUAAUGUGGACUCUGGUCAGUGUAACUGUGCCAUGAACUACGGCAGCAGGAACUGUAGUCAGUGUGCCAAUGGAUACUUUAACUUCCCAGACUGUACAUUGUGCUCCUGUGACCCAGUAGGAACUAUUGUUGAGGUCUGUGACAAGACAAAUGGUAUGUGUCUGUGUAUGGAAAAGUUUGAUGGUGAACGUUGCGACCGAUGUGCUCGGGGUUUCUAUGCCUACCCAGAUUGCAUGUCAUGCCAGUGCCAGGAACCAGGCUCCACCAGUAAUAUUUGUGAGGAUCGUACAGGACAGUGCACAUGUAGAGGAAACUAUGCUGGACAAAAUUGUGAACGAUGUGCUCCAGGGUUCUAUAAAUACCCAGAAUGCAUUGCAUGUGAUUGUGAUAUUUACGGAUCAUACGGCCAGUCAUGUGACCAGGAAACAGGACAGUGUGAUUGUCGUUACAACUUCCAGGGUCUUCAGUGUGAGAAAUGUAAGGAGGGAUUAUACAACUAUCCUAAUUGUGAAGAAUGUAACUGUAACCCUGCCGGGGCCAAAGAAGUGCCAGGUUACCCAUUGGGUGGCUGUGGCGAGGUCAUCACUGGACGUCUGUGUGAAUGUAAGGAAAGAGUCAUCGGCAGGAUCUGUGACACAUGUAAACCUAGUUACUGGAACCUGAACAGGAAUAAUCUAUUAGGAUGCGAAGAAUGUGGUUGUUCUGAUGCCGGGAGUAUUGCUGGGCUUAACAUGUGUAACAUGAUCACUGGGCAGUGUAUGUGUAAGGUCUAUGUCAGUGGGAGGUCAUGUGACAGGUGCAGAGAUGGUUACUAUGGUCUGCAUAAACAGAAUCUGUAUGGUUGCGAUGAAUGUAAUUGUGAUAUUGGAGGGUCAGUGACCCCGUAUUGUGAUAAAGAGACAGGACAGUGUCCAUGUAAACCCAGAGUUCAAGGAAGGCGUUGUGAUAUGCCAAUUCGUCAGCAUUUUAUCCCAACCUUGGAUCAGAUGAAGUAUGAAUUGGAAGAUGGUUACACUCCGGAAGGUACACAGGUCAGAUAUGGGUAUGAUGAGAGGAUAUUUCCCAACUUCUCAUGGAGAGGUUAUGCUAUUCUUAUGAAUGUCCAGCCUGAAGUACGCAUGGAUGUUAAUAUCAACAAACCCAGUCUUUACCGACUUGUGUAUCGCUAUGUCAACAGGAACGAGGAGUCAGUUAAGGGUGAAGUGACUUUGGAUCCUGAAUCAAUCUAUGAGAUCUCCCAGACAUCUGAAGUGAACUUUGCUCCGAGUAUGGAUCCCACCUUUGCAGAUGUUGGAAACUCUGGUGGACUGUCUAGUUUCGUAUUGAAUCCUGGGAAAUGGAGUGUCGGCAUUAAGACAGAUGAAAGUGUUUUCUUGGAUUAUAUGAUACUGAUACCACAGGCUUACUACGAGGCAACAGUUUUACAAAAUACAGUCUACCGACCAUGUCUUACACCAGAUGAUGCAGGACCAUGUAUUCACUAUCGGUACCCCAAUGUCCUUGACCUACCACGUGUGUUAGGGGAGACAGGAUACAUUAUUGACAAUGGUCAGAAGGUGUCUGUACAAUUGUUUGUUAAUCAAGAUAUUCUUGAUGAGCUUGACGUCAACUCCAUGGCAGUUCUUGAUCCAAGCCAGAACAAGUUCAAUUUAGAUCUAAAUAUACCUAAAGAGGAUAAGUAUGUUCUAGUGUUGAACUACUACUCCAAUGCUAAUGGUACCCAGACUUUGUUAUUCAACAUUGGAGAUAAAGAGUUAGCAACAGCCGUCCUUUAUAACUGUGAAUAUAGCUCCCUAUGUCGACAAGUAUUACUUGGUCUGGAUGAGAUGGAAGGAGUGUUUCAUCUGGAGGAAGGGAAUAUUAACAUUACAGUGACUGGAGAUGAUGAAGUUAAUGCAGCCAUUGAGUCAGUAAUUGCCAUUCCUUAUUCGACAUGGUCCAUUGGUUACAUCAGACCCAGUAUAGUCUGUAUCAGAGUAAAUGGAGUAUGUGUUGGAUCUCAUCAUGCCACCCCUGUUGGAUCAGUGAGAAUAGAUUUUGAGACAUUACCCAAUGACCAUCUGCUAGCAGAGGUGUACCCACCAGGAAUAGAUGACAGUGAGGUUGGACUGGUCAGGCUUAAUGAUACUAUGAGCCUAAUAGUAUUACUGGGAACUGCAAGAAGUCCAGGUCAACACAAGUUUGUCGUGCACUACUACCUCCCAUACGAUAUUGGACAAGAUAUACCAAUAAAGCUUUUGGCUAAUGGACAGGAAUAUAGAGGUACUUUCAAGCCGCGCUACUGCCCAGGUAUACAUGGAUGUCGGGAUUUGAUCUACUUUGACGAGACAGGUGUGACUGGUAACAUGAAUCUUGUAGACACAGAGGUACAGGUUGUCUUCAACAAUACCAGUGGCCAACAGAUCUGGCUGGAUUACCUACUGUUGAUACCAAGCAGUCAGUACAGCCCCCAGGAUGUGAUGAUCUUACCUGUUGAUAACUCAAGAAACUUUAUUGAUAGUUGUCUUGAUGAAGGAUUCAUGGUUAAGGUCCCAGUAUCAGAUUUCUGUGAGAAGAGUUUGUUUACUCUGACCACCGAGUUCAACAACGGUGCUCUCGAGUGUGAGUGUGACAUCGAUGGAUCGAUGAGUUUCCACUGUGACCCAUAUGGUGGUCAGUGUCAGUGCCGACCCAAUGUGAUUGGUAGAACUUGCUCAGCAUGUAAAGUUGGCUAUUUUGGAUUCCCAAGAUGUCAGCCCUGUAACUGUCCAUUUGGAUUGUGUCAUCAGUUGACUGGUCAGUGUAUCUGUCCACCACGUGUCACAGGUGACCGGUGUGAUGUUUGUAAACCAGGCACUUACGGAUAUGAUGCUCUUAUUGGUUGCCAGGAGUGUCAGUGUAAUCCACAGGGUGUAGUUGAUGGAGAUAUGAACUGCCAUGAAGACACUGGACAUUGCAGCUGUUUACCAGGUAUUGGUGGCAGGAAAUGUGACUACUGUCUCGCUGGCUUCUAUGCCUUCCCAGCAUGCCGAGAGUGUGAUUGUGACAGAUAUGGUACCACUGAAGAAAUCUGUAAUCCUGACACAGCCUAUUGUUUAUGUAAGGAGAACGUUGUUGGCUCAAGAUGUGACCAGUGCGAGGCUUUCACUUACCACCUGGAACCCACCAAUCCUCUAGGCUGUACCAACUGUUUUUGCUUCGGUAACACUGCCAACUGCAGGGAGUCCACUCUAAGAUGGGACUUAUUGGUUGAUAUGAAUGGAUGGGGAGUGACAAACACUGUGGAUGGUGAAGUGAGAGAUGCCGGGGAAAUCAUAGCCAUACUUGACGCUGAAGACAAAAUCGACAACACAAAUGUAUCUAUGUACUGGACUGCUCCAGACUCAUAUCUUGGCAAUAAGGUCAGAAGUUAUGGAGGUUUCUUGCACUACCAAGUAUUGUUUGUGUUGCCAAGGAACGACUCCAUAGUUACUGAAGCUUUGAUAGAGCCUGAUCUUAUCCUUGUUGGCAACAACAAUGUCAGUAUUGUACACCAUUCUGUGAAACAACCGUACGAUAGCUCUAUGACUACAAUGGAGAUACAACUUUAUGAGUACAAUUUUGAGCACCCUGGGACAGGCCUCAAGGUUGAUAGAGACACAUUCAUGAUGAUAUUAGUGAAUCUUGAAGCAAUGCACAUCAGGGCCUCUUACUACUCUGUUGUCAAUGAAAUCAGAUUGACUGCAGUGGAAUUGGACAUUGCCGCUGAGACUGGUUUUGGUGAGUACGCAGCCUCUGUAGAAGAAUGUGCCUGUCCUCGAGGCUACACAGGAACCUCGUGCGAAUCUUGCGUUAAAGGUUACUACCGAGCACGUCAUUAUCCAUUCCUUGGAGUGUGUGUACCAUGUGACUGUAACGGACAUACUGACACCUGUGAUGUUAACACUGGAGAAUGUUUGGGCUGUGGUAACAACACUGUGGGUGCUCAUUGUGAAAGUUGUCGCCUAGGUUACUAUGGCGAACCAACUAGAGGUGGAGCUUGCUAUAUCUGUGGAUGCCCAUUAAAUGUGGAGUCUAACAAUUUUGCAGACCAGUGCUCUGUUACAAGUACAGGAAUUGUGGCCAGAUGUGAUUGUUAUGAAGGCUAUACAGGUGACAGAUGUGAAAGAUGUGCCCCAGGAUAUUUUGGAGAUCCUCGUGUGGAAGGAGAUACUUGUGAGAUGUGCCAGUGUAGCGGUAAUAUAGACAUGCGUGACCCUGGAUCAUGUGACUACCAGACUGGUGACUGUUUACAGUGCAUCAACAACUCGACUGGUCCUAGGUGUGAGAGGUGUUUAGACUGGUGGUAUGGGGAUGCUGUAGACGCCAAGGACUGCUUCCCAUGUUCAUGUGACAGAUGUGGUUCAUUGUCAUGUAGUUCCCAUGGAGAGUGUGUUUGUAAACCAAAUGUGAUUGGCUUUAACUGUAGUACAUGUGCUCCGGAUACAUAUGGCUUUGACCAGUGUGAUGGUUGUAUACCCUGUGAAUGUGCCGAGGCUUCAGCAUCCACUCAGUGUGACUUUAAUGAUGGUUCCUGUCUGUGUCAGCCUGGUGUCACAGGUCACAAAUGUCAGUCCUGUAUCUCGGGAUACUGGAAUUAUGGAGAAAAUGGGUGUCAGCGGUGUGAUUGUGAGUUUGAUGGAGCAGUUACUUGUGAUCCUAUAGACGGGCGCUGUCAGUGUUUACCUGGUGUGACUGGUACAAUGUGUGAACAGUGUCUUGACAGAUGGGUUCUCAUACCACAAGAAGGAUGCAGGGAAUGUGAUACAUGUACCCACAAUCUGCUGGACGACAUGGAAGUUCUCGAUGCUGAUAUCACAGAUGUACAAAGUGGUCUACAGACUGUGUCUAUUGGUGUGGAAGCUAUGAGAAGACUUGAUGUAGUAAACCAGACCAUUGAGGCUCUAGGGCCCCAGGUGAUCUCAGUCCUGUAUGAGUCAGAGAAUAUCACACUUGAUCCAGUAGAAAACGAGCUGAAACAAGUUGAAGUUAUUGUCAACAAUGUACAUACCAGAUCCCGAGGUUCACUCACAGACGCUGAUGAUCUGAUGGAAGAAGGGAAAAUGCUGGUAGACAACAGUGUAGAGGCAGAGAAACUAGGAGAAAUUAGCCAAGAUGAUGCUAGAGAUGCUAUAUUAAACAUGAAUGAAGUGCUCAACCAGAUCAAUGAAGGUAUCAAGGUGACGAACAUAGAGACUUAUAUUUCCAUGUCUGAACAAUUUAUUGAAGAGAUUCGUGCAAGAAAUUUCACCGGACAGAAUGAUUCUGUAGAGCAAGAAAUGGAUGAUGCAGAAGCAUUAUUGGCUUUAAUCAAAGAGAAACAGAUGGAGCCAAAGGAACAAAUGAUGUUUAAAGACAAAGUUGCUGACAGCAUCAAGGAUGUGAAUAACAGACUAGCAGAUCUACUGGACAACAGUCAGAAUUCUGAAAGUGUAUCAACACGAGCACAGAACUUGAUCGAUAAAUUGAGAGAUGAUACAAUCUCAUCAAUAGUUAUGCACAUUGAAGAUAUAGAGUUUGCUGAACAGAUGACGCUGGACACAAUCAUGAUGUCAAAUGAUCAGCUUAAUGCGUCUGAAGUUAAUGUAGAUACAGCUGCUGAAGAAUUCAGGGCUGUGGACAAGGUAUCCUCUCAGUUGUUGCAAGCUAAAGCAGCUGUAGAACAAUUCAACCUGGAGUAUGAAAAUCUUGACCUGGCAGAGGCGUCUGUCAACGACAGCUUCGAGCAUGCUGACUCACUGCUAGAACAAGCAAUGCUGUUGGAAAACGUUUACACAGAUACUCGUGAAGUGGCAGCAAAUGCAGUUACAGCAGGAACAGCCUAUGAGAACAUUGUAAAAGCCAUCAGCAAUGCCAAGCUGGCAGCAGAUAUGGCAAUGCAGGCUGCGGAUGAGGCUGCUUUGAAUUCUCAAGGAGUUGGUGAUGAGUCACAGAAUCUUACAUCAUCAAGUGGAACUCUUUUACUAGGUGCAAGAAUUCGAUACAACGAUACACAAAUUGAUUUGUUAGAGAGACUAGACAUAGCAAAGGCAGGAACUAACAAUAUUGAAGACAUGAACAAAGAUGUCAGAAAUGAGGUAGAUCAGAUCAAUACCAGAAUUGGAAGAACGCCAGUUGGUGAAGCUGGUGAUAAAGCAAAUGAAGUUGUUGUAAAAGGUGGAGAAGCGGAAGUAAAAGCUGCAGACUCAAAGGAUAGUGUUAAAGACAUAUUGGGUGACCUUCCUAAACAGUUAGAGAAAACUGUUCCACUUACAAAUGAUGCUCUCAACACUAAUAGAGACAUCAAGGAGGCUAAUGUACAAGUGAAGAAUGUAGAGAAGUUUAUCCCAGAGAUCAAGACACUGCUGAAGGACCUGACAGCACAGUCGGAGAAGGUGAUGAACAUGAAGAGUGAUGUAACAACAAAUAUCGCUGCCCUCAGAAAGAAGAUAGAUAUUGCAAGGGAUCAGGCUAAUCUGAUCAGAGUAGGCCUGAACUUCCUUGGAAAUACAUCUGUGACUUUGCGUAACCCUCCCAAUGUGGCACAGGCUGGCUCUUACAGCCAGGUGGACCUUUUCUUCAAGACAAACUCUGAGAAUGGACUUCUGCUGUAUGCUGGCAGUAAGCGUUCAGCAACUAAUAAAGGAAAUCAGGGAGACUACAUGUCUUUGGAAAUUGAGAAUGGCAAUGUAGUGUUCAAGUAUGACCUUGGAUCAGGAGAGGCCAAGAUCAACCAUCCACACUAUGUGGCUGAUGGACAGUGGUAUAAGGUCAUUGCCAAAAGAAUUGGCAAGGGUGGCAUCCUGACAUUGGAGAGAGAUCCAGACAAGGAGCCGCUGGGUUCUGUCCAGGGCCGGUCAGAAGGACUGGCCACAGUACUCGAGAUGAACCCACUAACCACAAGGUUUUAUGCUGGAGGAUUGCCAGAUGGAGCCACUAUCUCAGACAAGGUAACAAGAGAGAACUAUGUUGGUGCUAUGGAGAGUAUUCAGUUUGACGAUAGACCAAUGGGACUGUGGAACUUUGAAGAAGCAGCAAACAACGUUGUUGGUGCCAGAGAAAGGAGCAUCCUGACAUCUAUUGUGUCAAAUGGUUUCCGGUUCGAUGGUAAGGGCUAUGUUGUUUUAAGUACGUCAAAGACAGGCUGGACACCAGCAGUUAGUUCUCAGGUGGCGAUGAAAUUCAAGACAUAUAGUGAGAAUGGGCUGCUCUUCUUUGCGGGAGAUGGAAAGCGCGACUUCCUGUCAGUGGAACUGAACAACGGGGAAGUGCUGUAUCAGUUCGACCUUGGUGGUGGUCGGAUUGAAAUUCAGUAUCCAAAGAAGGUCAAUGAUGGAGAGUGGCAUGAGGUGCAAGUUAACCGGCUGAACAAGACAGGAGUUGUGUUUGUUGAUGGAAUGUCUUUUGGACCUAUGGAUUCACCAGGUGCACAGAGCCAGCUGUCAAUCACUGAUGAUAUCUCUAUAGGAGGAUACCAGGAUAUCAUCCUACCAGUCAAUGGUAUAACUAAGCAAGGGUUUGAAGGAUGUAUAGAAGAUGUAUCUUUACAACUUGGUAUGUGGGACCUCAAUGAAAACAAACAGGCGAAAGGUGUUAUACCAGGCUGUCCUGACCAGAUUGCCCGUGUGGCGAGCUUCAGUGCAGACAGAUUGUCCUACAUUGCUCAGCCUAUAGACAGUGUUGGUACAACAUUCGAAAUCACCUUCAAGAUGAAGACCAAACAAGAAAAGGCUCUUUUAUUAUAUGUAGGAAAUACAGAACAGGCUGCAGGUUUCUCAGUGUCUGUGUUUGAAGGGAAGAUAUCGGUGAUCAGUGACCCUGGUGGUGAGAAACUAGAGAUGAUAAGCCAUGUAAAUACGUACAAUGAUGGACGCUGGCACUACAUAUCCAUCAUGAAAAUUGGCAAAAACAUGCAGAUGAAUAUUGACGAUUAUGAAACAAUCCAGACAACUGGAACAGGAACAAAAAAAUCCCUGGUGACAAACACGCCACUUUACUUUGGUACUACAGAGGUGGCGCCACCAGAAGGUUUGGCGUUAACUACAGUACCACUUGACGGCUGUAUUGGGGAUGUAACUAUUAAUGGAGAAUUUUUGAACUUCGCAGCAGUACAGCCAGCUAAGAGACCAGGAACAUCCCUUGCUGGUUGCCCAAUACCAGAGCCUGAGGGACCCUACACUAGGGCGGAGAUCACAACAGCUAAAUGGAUAGAGUUCCCUGCAGAAACAACAACAACUAUGGCUCCACCUCCACCAGGUAGAUGUGCUCUAGAUGUGGUGGAACCAGUGGAUGUCACCAUGGAUGAUCAACGAGGGUACUACUUUGGAGCAUAUCCCAACAGUAGACUGGAAUAUGACAGCCUACCAGCAUCACUUAGAAUAAGGUCUACAUUGAGUAUGGAGUUUAGGACAACACAGCCUGAUGGAGUGAUGUUUUACUUUUCUGAUGUUAAACACAAAGAUCACAUUGGUGUGACAAUGAAGGGUGGAAUGAUUCGCUUUACCUUUGAUAGUGGUACCGGUACAGGUGAACUCAUGACAACAAAAACAUAUAACGAUGGGCAAUGGCAUAAGUUGAUGAUUGGCCGUAACAUGAGAGAGGGUACCAUGAUGGUUGAUGAUGAUGAACUUACACCAGUUGAGUCACCAGGACGUGCUCGAUCUAUCAAUGGUAGACCACCAUACAGUUUUGGAGGUUUAAGGGCAAGUCCAGUUGCAGGUGCUGUGAAAAACCUCAAUGUAAGUUUAACUUAAAGUAAAUCCAUCUUU